AUGGCUCUAGCCGCGCCCCCUGAGCUUCUAGACGUGAUCUCUGGAAGAAGUCUAGACACCCCGCUAUACACGUUGCACGCAGCGUCAACAUUCACGGCAGAUCCGACUAUGGCCCCGGCGGCGGUGCCGACAAACCUCCUUAUCCCGCUGAAGCUCGAUGCCUUCGUUUUCAACGAGCAAGUCUGCAAUGGGAAUCAGACACAGGCCAAGAUUGCCCCAAUAGCACAGCCCAAUUACACCUUCCUUCGCAUAUCAGACUUUCUCGCUCAGAAUGAUAUCUUCGAGCAUGUCGACCUUCACAACGCGACCCCUCCAGAACUAAAUGCUCGUCUGAUGGAUCUCGGCACUGGCAAGGUGCGCGAGGAACGUAUCGGCGUCUACUUGCAUUGGAUCGUACCCCGACCGUAUCGUGGAGGAAGCGCAGCGACUUCUUCUUUCAAGGGAUCCCAGAGCAAGACCUCGGCCGGAAGGUUUCGGGUUGAUGAUCCAAUGCCAGGCAAGGAGCCCCAGCCCGAGGCUUCUGCACCGACAUUUCCACCUACGCCGAACAGGUGGCUCAUCAUCAGACGUCUAGAUCCCAAUGCGGACACCACCAAACCAAAGGGAGCUCCCAUCGAGUCUGUCAAGGCCUGGAUCGUGGAGAGCGAUCGUGUGCGCAAAGUUGACGAAUUGAGCCAAUUCGCCACUAACGAUGGGGCAGACAAGGUUGAUCUACAGGUUGACGUGUCACCUUUUGUUACAUCCUCGCUGCAGAAGCUUGAGGAUGCGCCGAAUCUAUCCCUCGACGCACAGGCUGAGAUCUUCAUUGGUAUCUGUCAAGAUGCCCAGGGCUGGCAAGAGCGAGGAAAGCAGGUCGACCGUGCCGGGUUGACCGUCACCAGUAGCUCCAAUCAGCUAUUUCCAGAUUUUCAGCAUCACUGUAGCAAUGUCUUUUCCAUGCGUGAUACAUUUCAGUACACUCAGGCUGGCAAGAUCGAAAAGCUGUCAUCAGCAAAUGCCAGCUAUUUCGUGCUGGGAUGGCAUGACGACGAGGCUCAGGAUCCUUUCAGCGGGGGUCUUCAUGGAUCCCGGGCCGACCGCAUGAAAGAUCGAAAUGUGGUGCUGUUCAACAAGCAGCCGUAUCCCACAGAGGUUGAAGAAUGGCUCAAGUCCCCUAAUGAUACACGAGUCCUCUGUCAUGGGGCUAUGUAUGAUGUGCGGUGGACUCGCGACAACAAGCCAGAUACUGUGCCUGCCGAUAAAGCUUCAGAUAUGCUGAACAACAAAAUGUCUGUUUCAGUUGGGACGACCCCACUUGAUUCGAUGCUUACCUACGCUCGAGCCCAUGAUCACCCAGAGAACAGUGUAGCAGAUGACAUCUUACGACUACAGACACUGUUACGAGCCCAGGAUGAAGGUCUGGGUGGGCAUAUUGCUGCUACGGGAGAGAUUCAAAGCUACAACUUUGGCCACUUCGAGGGCGGGGUGCGUUUUCAUCUCUCAAAAGAUGACGAUACGCCAGUCGAACUUAUGGAUACUGAUUUCAAUCUGCAAAUUCUCAAGCUCAAUGCCGUGCAGACGCUGUACGAUAGCAUCUUGAGAAGAGCAACCCAAUUGCGAUGGGAUCUUUUCGCUGUUUGGUGGAAGUACAUCUCUGAUACCGACAAUCGUGGGGGCGGCCGUAAUAGCGAGUAUGCUGCAGCUGUGACUACUAUUGUUUCACAGUUGAAUACGCUUGAUAAUGCCACUAGUGGAUGGAAGGGGUGGAUCGAUCAAUAUCCCAAGAACAAUCCCGGACUCAAUGUAAAAGCUGGCGCAGCCGAGGAAUUUCAUCAGCAGAAAGAUCCAACUUUAUUGAUCGCAGGCGUCAAGCCAGGAUGGCCGCGUGAUUAUCAGGACUCGUUAAAGGUUCGGCUUGAUAGCCAAACUGUUCAAGGCAAAGUUUUCGACAUUGGCGACGAAUAUGGACUGCAAUGCCUCCCGAAGGACCUCAUCGAAAGUGCCAAAGCUCUUACCGCUGAAUUUUUGAACCUCGCAACGCACACAACACCUGAAACGCCACCAGACAACGCCUUUUUUCCCCUUUACCAUGAUGGCGAGCGAGAGAUGCCUGACCGAGACGAGCCGAAUCCAUGGAGGGAUCGAUGGAAUGCCACACAGUCGUGGUUUCCCCUUUAUAUGGAAUGGGAGGCGGAAUAUAUCCACAUACCCUUCGAGAAUUGGAAUAUGAUCGCGCUGGACAGCUCACCGGCAACAACGCAGAGCAAGGUAGCGUUCGCGCUGAGCAAUGAUAUUACCAAUAAAGGUUUCCAUCAAGAGGACACAAGGAUUGUUUCUGGCCGGAGUCUAAUUCUACCGCAACCAAAUUUCUCCCUCAAAGCCCAGCUGGACGUUCUCUUCUCUUCAGUGUCCAAGGAUCGCCUAGAUGCACUGCUUCCGGAGACUGACCGUACAUAUCUCUAUGAUCAUCUCGACCAGCUUGCAUUCCUGUCGUCUCCACUUGCAGGGUUCACGGAGCAUCUUCUGACGCUCUUCCGCGGGAAUCAUGUCAAGCCACUUGUCCGAAUCCCUGGAAGACACCCAGUGGCCCUCAAAGAAGCGGAGCAGGCAGCUGCAAACAUAGGCCUAAUACAACAGCGUCUAUCAAUGAUCGACAAAGAAUCAGAUCCAACACCAUAUGGCCCUAAUUCUAGCCUUCUGGACAAUGCUUACACCGCAUUCAAACCUGUCACGCAUGGGCAGAUGCGCUUUACAAAAGUCAACAUUAUUGACAAAUUUGGACAAGUCAUCCACGCUAUUGAUCCUCGCUACGGUCCUACAAUCCCCCCUCUGUACCCGACCGUUGGUGAAUACUACCAGCCACGUCCAAUUUCUGACAAAGACAGUACACCAAACGUAGCCGAUCCUUCACGCACGUUCGAGGGCAAGAUGUCUGAAUUCAUUCAAUUGCCGCCGUACAUUAAUCAGCCUGCGAGGCUGAAUGCGGAGUUUGUGGUUCGAAAUCCCAACUCUAGCAGUCCGUACUGGGUCCCAGCGAAUGAUUGGGAUCGCCCAAUUUGGGGAUGGAUCAUCGUCAACUACGUCGACAUGGGACUUCAACUUUUCCUCCCUGACGGGACAUUCUAUCGCGAAGUCCGCGUCAGUGAAGGCUCUUCUGGAGGCACGGCUUGGCUGCCGUUCAAGCCUCCCAAGAAACCGACGACCCCUACGCAACUUGACAGUCUGCUCAACAAACUGCUCGAACCCGAUCAGAAAUAUCUUUUGGCCUUCAUGGAUAUGGUCAGCAGAGCAAUGGAAUCGCUACCGACUCCGACAAGCGCCUACGCUCAAUUCGCCAGUUCCCUAAUUGGCAGACCCUUAGCCUUAGUCAACAUGGGGUGGUCACUGGAACUUUCAACGAAGCCAAAGACUAUACAAUCCACCCUCGAGAGCCAGCGACAUUCACUACCCGAUCGGUCGCUGCUUCCCGGAGGAUCGAGCAAAUACUACCAGUGGCCUCUCAAGCUUGGCGAUGUGGACAUGCUUACGGAUGGGCUUGUGGGCUACUUUGCUUCAUCGGACUCUCCUACCCCCUCAAACGAGCUAGAUUUAACCAAGAUCUACACCUAUCCUCGACGCACUGAACAGCCCAAUGCGCGAAGUCCAAGCCCUCCGUUAGUGCCUCUUGAUCAGGACACAUACCCAAAGAUGACGGCUUUCUGGUUGGAUCCAAAUGACUCCGGCGCCAAGUACCUCGACAGUAUUGAGGCGGGUUCGGCGAAGUACGACGAGCAGCGGCAAUCCAAAAUGCAGGUCUUUGGAGCGAUCAUGGAUCCAUUUCUCCCUGUCACCGGCUACAGCAGUAUCCUGCCAAUCCGAUCGCUCAAGCUGCCCACUUACAUGUGGGAGACCGCAUUGCAAAAAAUCACCAAUUUCUUCCACGCGGGCCCCUUGCUAGUUCCAGCAAAUGUGCCGCCCUUCAACAAUGAUUACAAGCUCGUGGACGAGUACAUUCUGGAGAAGAUUGUGCCUGGGUCGGCGGUUGAGAUGCCCGCGCUCGCCGCAGCCGACUGGACGUGGCUGCAGCCGUACGAGGAAGGCAUCAUGCCGCUUGCGGUAGGGAGAGCGGAGGUCAAGCCAGGAUUCCAACAAGGGCCUUAUCUGGCUACGGAAGGCUACUUGCAGAUGAAAAGCCCAAUAACCCAUGAGAAACCACCGUACGAGUAG
Bacidia gigantensis is the source of this 4185-nucleotide messenger RNA. RefSeq lists its product as uncharacterized. The transcript is spliced from 2 exons. The record is from RefSeq and is a predicted model, not a curated record. NCBI's taxonomy places the organism in Eukaryota, Fungi, Ascomycota, Lecanoromycetes, Lecanorales, Ramalinaceae. The coding region runs from base 1 to 4185 and encodes 1394 amino acids.